AGCGACGUCAGUCGAGGGACGGCGGUAGAGGAGAGAGGACGCAGCGUAGAUUGUGCCGCGCCGCGACGUAGCUGUAGCUAGCUGAAAGCAAAGGCAGGACUCCGUCGCGCGCUACGUCCAGCUGCAGCCGCCGCCAUGCCUUCCGCCAGCGUAGAGUUGCUCGAAGCUAAUGGCGCGCCCGCGUCUUCUGCUGGUUUUAACAACAGGCGCAAGUCGUCGGUGAAGGUGACCAUCGUGCCGAGCCAGCCCAAGACGCUGACGCACCUUCCCAAGCGGCCUCCCGUCGACAUUGGCUUUACGGACCUCAGCUACACCGUCCGCGAAGGCCGUAAAAAGAAGGAGAAGACGAUCCUGCGGUCGGUGAGCGGCAGGCUGCGCUCGGGCGAGCUGACGGCCAUCAUGGGCCCGUCCGGCGCCGGCAAGAGCACGCUCCUCAACAUCCUCACCGGCUACAAGACUUCUGGGAUGAAAGGUUCAAUCACCAUAAAUGGUGAGGAACGAAAUCUGAGCAGUUUCCGAAAGCUUUCUUGCUACAUCAUGCAGGACAAUCAACUACACGCAAACUUAUCAGUUGAAGAAGCCAUGAAUGUAGCAACAGGCCUGAAACUUGGUAAUGAUAUGAAGAGUGAUGAGAAACGGGAUGUGAUCCAAGAAAUCCUGGAGCUCCUGGGUCUGCAUGAACAUAGGCGGACAAUGACAAGCAACCUGUCUGGUGGCCAGAAGAAGAGGUUGUCUAUUGCCUUAGAGCUGGUCAACAACCCACCCAUCAUGUUCUUUGAUGAACCAACAAGUGGUCUGGACAGUUCAUCAUGCUUCCAGUGUAUAUCCCUUCUAAAAUCACUAGCUCGUGGUGGACGGACCAUAGUAUGCACAAUCCAUCAGCCGAGUGCUCGGCUCUUUGAAAUGUUUGACCAUCUGUAUACAUUGGCUGAGGGUCAGUGUGUUUAUCAGGGUUCCACCCAGGAACUGGUGCCUUUCCUCGCAAAUCUUGGUCUUGCAUGUCCCAGCUACCACAACCCAGCAUCAUUCAUAAUUGAGGUGUCAUGUGGAGAAUAUGGAGACAACAUUCGCAAAUUGGUGACAGCAAUAAGGAAUGGUAAAAAUGACAUUCGCAGUGGCACACCGUUCCCACCAAUUGCAGGAGUGGAUGAGAAAUUAAAUAAUUCUAAUAUUAACAUCCUGGAUAAAUCAAAAAAUCUGGAGAAAAGCAAUGGACAAACACAGGAGUCCAAUGGCGAACCAGCGACAUCUGUUGCUGGGACUAAUAUUAACCUAUUUCAACCAUAUAUUGCAAAUGACAUAGCUAAGAAUGGACACAGUACAGGAACAGAUUCUCAGGCAGUAGCAAUCCCAGUGGACUUGACAGGUUGUGAAAAAGCUCCAGACAAUGUGACAGCAGCACUUCUAGACCCCAGUGUAACUGUGAGACAGCGACGUUAUGCCACUUCGCAGUUCACUCAGUUUUGGAUUGUGUUGAAGAGGACACUGUUGUUCAGCCGGAGAGACUGGACACUUAUGUAUUUGCGUCUUUUUGCCCACAUUUUGGUGGGUUUCCUCAUUGGGGCACUAUACUAUGACAUUGGAAAUGAUGGUGCCAAGGUGCUCAGUAAUUUGGGAUUUCUCUUCUUCAACAUGCUGUUUUUGAUGUACACUUCCAUGACAAUCACCAUUUUAUCAUUUCCCUUGGAAAUGCCUGUCCUUAUAAAGGAGAAUUUCAACAGAUGGUAUUCAUUAAGAUCUUAUUACUUUGCAAUCACAAUAUCGGAUAUACCAUUCCAGGCCAUUUUCUGCGUAAUUUAUGUGUCAAUAGUAUAUUACAUGACAUCACAGCCUCCGCAAAUGUGGCGGUAUGCCAUGUUCUUGGGAGCCUGUCUACUAAUUUCAUUUGUGGCUCAGAGUGUCGGUUUAGUUGUUGGUGCUGCAAUGAAUGUUCAGAAUGGCGUUUUCCUGGCUCCCGUCAUGUCUGUUCCAUUCCUGCUUUUCUCUGGAUUCUUUGUAAGCUUUGAUGCCAUACCAAUAUAUCUUCGAUGGAUAACUUAUCUGAGCUACAUUCGCUAUGGAUUUGAAGGCACAGCUCUUGCCACAUAUGCUUACAACAGAGAAUUUCUGGAGUGCCACCAGAUUUACUGUCAUUUCAAGAAUCCUGAAACCACUCUAGAUGAGCUGGAUAUGUUGGAAUCCAGCUUUACAGUUGAUAUUGUUGCACUGGUUGCCAUAUUCUUUGUACUGAGGAUUGCUGCUUAUAUCUUCUUGCGGUGGAAGCUCAUAUCACAGCGGUGAAUGACUCUUAGUCCUUCACUCACAUAAAUUCCUACCAGUUUCUGGUGAGGGGUUUUUCGAAGCUCUCAUUUAUCAUCACAAGAACUAUUAGAUUUAGAUCCUCAUGCUGUGGUGGAUUCUGCUGUUAUAGAUUUAUAAACUGUUCUCAUAGUGUUAAUUACUCAAGUAGCAUGUGAUAUUUCAAAGUGGUCAAGUGCUGAUUAGGCUCAGAAAUCAGAAAAUGUGUGUGACAUUUUGGAGUUACAAAUUGUAAUUGCAAUAUCAACUGACUGAAGUAAUGUUCUGAGGUUCUUUGUUAAUCUUUCAAUUAUACAUUCCUUUCCAAUGUUUGUGCUCAAUACAAUUCCUUGUGAAUUUUUUUUUAAUUAAUAUACAUCUGCUGUGGCUAAAAUUCAGUAUGUAAAAAUUUAUCAUACUGUAGUAAUAGAGACGUCGCAGAAGAUAAUAAUUUAUGCCGAAUUAUUGUAAAUAUUCUUUCCUGUUUUCAUUUUUAAGACAAAGUAUUUUGAUUUUGUUUCAAUAUUGACCGCAGCUUUAGUGAAAGACGAAAAUAUUACACGUUCUGUAAUGUUAAUGACGUUGGUGUCUUAUAAAGAUGAUGUGUUAGAUCAAGGAAAACACAUUCAUAACUGUCUUUUAUCUCAAGUGCCUUACAAUGUCUUGUGGAAGAAUACUCAAAGGGAAAAUUUUAAACAGAAAUGAACCAGGUGAAAACAUUUGUUAAUUUUAUAUUUGUUUAAUAAAUAAAGAAUAACUAUUUAUGUAA
Molecule: messenger RNA, 3046 nt
Organism: Schistocerca cancellata (South American locust)
Lineage: Eukaryota; Metazoa; Arthropoda; Insecta; Orthoptera; Acrididae
Product: ATP-binding cassette subfamily G member 4-like
Exons: 12
Coding region: 136-2280 (714 amino acids)
Cellular component (GO): plasma membrane
Molecular function (GO): ABC-type transporter activity; ATP hydrolysis activity; ATP binding
Source: RefSeq, a predicted model, not a curated record